CGAUAUAGAGCGUUCACCACGAUCUCUACGAAUCCUACGGUAUCCUUUUAGUAUCUGGUAUCCAGACGCCGCACCCCUGAUCCACAUCACAUUUAUGUAACUACCUAAUACGAUGUCCGUAUCGCUUAGUGAUAAUACUCCGUCGCCAGAUUGACAGUGCCGAACUUCGAAUUUGUUCAUCCCGUCCUGAGGAGAUAAUACCAGGGCUAUCCAGGUUCCCCAAGUGGGGAGCUCCUGCCAGCGGUUUGAACGGCCCAGUUGCAAUGCAACUGGUGUGUCAUGUGCCCACUCUCCAGUUGGACUGUUUCCAAAAGGUCAUUGUCAACCACAAUGGCUUCGCCUUCUGGACGAAUUGUCCGUCCCCAGCCGCCCUUAGGGGCCACAGCUGCCCGUAUCAUCCGCCAUCCUGUUAGGCAUCUUACCGUCUUCUUUGCCAUAUGGAAGGCUCUCCUGUUUCUCGUCGUUGUUGCAUGCCCAGGUCCUGGCUAUGACACGUCCACCAGUCUUCUGCCUACAGAUGCAGGGCGAGUUGCGGCUCUCACACCAGAUAAAUGGCCUCCCUCGGUUUUGCUGAGAUUUAUCCGAUGGGAUUCGAUCUACUUUGUUCACAUUGCUGAAAAUGGAUACGUGUUUGAGCAGGAAUGGGCGUUUGGUUAUGGAUACACCCUUUAUACUAUCACACGCGUCGUCCGUCUCUUUGGAGGUUCGGUGAAUACAAUGACAGUUGCAUUUGUUGGGGUCAUGGUCUCUCACAUUGCGCAUUAUCUCUCGGUCAUUGCGCUCUAUAGACUUUCAUUUAAUAUUUUUGGUGGAGAUACCCCUGUGAAGAAGCUCAUGUGCUUCUUGUCUGCUGCUUUGCAUAUCAUAUCUCCUGCUGGUGCAUUUCUCUCUGCGCCCUAUGGAGAGCCGGUGUUCUCUUUUCUCAAUAUGUUCGGACUCUACGUCUACUCCUCGUCUCUCUUCGACAAUUGCCACGGGAAAACUGUUGCCAGAGAUAUAAAGCUGCUGGCUUCUGCCAUACUAUUUGCCGUAGCUACAUCAGUACGCAGCAAUGGGAUUCUUAGCGGUUUUCUCUUUGCGUGUGAUGCUUGCUUCCAGGUUUGGAAGAUCGGGACUCGAGGUAUAUCUCUAGAUGGUUGUCUGCGUCUAACUAUCAUUAUUUUUGGUGGGUGCAUUGUAGGUCUUGGUUUGGCCUUCCCUCAGUUUCUUGCUUACAAUGCUUAUUGUGCACCUGGCAUCGCCUCUCGGCCUUGGUGUGCAUGGAUUCUGCCGAGUAUAUACUCUUGGGUCCAGGGCCAGUAUUGGUGAGUAGACUGGUAUCUUCUUUGUAGGUUCGCGCUUUAGUCACUAAUCCACCUUUGCAGGAAUGUGGGGUUCCUAAGGUAUUGGACAGUCUCGAAUAUCCCUCUUUUCCUCCUCGCUAUUCCCAUGCUGGCUGUUUUGUGUCGGUCUUCCCUCUGGGGGCUAAAAUUGUCCUUCAAAACGGGGGUCGGUUUUUCGACCAUAGUUGAGCCAACGCAGACAGUGGCAGACUCGAUGUUGAUGCGACUAGCCAUCCCGCAAGCCUUACUUGCGGUAAUGGCAUUAACGAGUUAUCACGUUCAGAUCAUCAACAGGAUUUCUUCCGGAUAUCCUCUAUGGUAUUGGUACCUAGCAUCGCUAGCUCUAGACCACUUUGGGCAGUCCGAACACAAAACCAGGCGGCGCAGUCGGAAAUUCGCAGUGGCAGUCCAAGCUAUGGUGGUCUAUGGGCUUAUCCAGGGAGUUCUGUUUGGUUCUUUUCUUCCCCCAGCCUGACCAGCAACAUUAACAUUACGUUGGGGCGUAGUUGAGUCACAGCAGGGCGGGCGCCAAGUUGGGACACCGAUUGGGCUUGCGUAUGUACAUUAAUUAGCGGAUUGCCAGCGAACUGCUAUGUCAGCCCACAGAUGUACACUG
Messenger RNA from Monascus purpureus, 1938 nucleotides. The record is from the annotation of a GenBank genome assembly. NCBI's taxonomy places the organism in Eukaryota, Fungi, Ascomycota, Eurotiomycetes, Eurotiales, Aspergillaceae.